Messenger RNA from Pararge aegeria (speckled wood butterfly), 4622 nucleotides. RefSeq lists its product as uncharacterized. The transcript is spliced from 7 exons. The record is from RefSeq and is a predicted model, not a curated record. The coding region runs from base 245 to 2446 and encodes 733 amino acids. NCBI's taxonomy places the organism in Eukaryota, Metazoa, Arthropoda, Insecta, Lepidoptera, Nymphalidae. Gene Ontology annotation, molecular function: protein binding; endonuclease activity.
GUGACGUUAUUUUGAAAAUUAGACUAAAACAAACGAACGAAAAAUGUGAGCACAGUGAUUUUGGUUGUUUAAUUAAAUUAUUGUAUAUAUUGGGUUAUAUCAGAGAUUAUAACUAAAGAUUAUGUGAUAUACAGUGUCGUAAUCUAAAAAUAAAAGUGAUAUCGCGGCAGGAAAUCCUACAGGAAAUGAGAGACAAAAGUGGCAAGCUCGCCGACUUCUAAUUUAGUUUCCAUUCGCGAAAACCAUGGGUACGACGUACAGGGAACUUUUUAAAUUAUACGAUCUCAUACAAAACGGGGACGAAAGAUCCGUGGAACGAUUUUUUACUGAAAAUAAGAUAGAAUUAAAUGUGAUUUUACCAUGUAAAGGUAUUGGAGUUUUACAUUUAGCUGUAGGAAUAGAAAAUUAUGACAAAUCCAAGGCAUGCACAGAAAUAAUAUUGAAGAAUGGUGGAGAUCCUAAUUUAAGCAAUGAUGAUGGGAUUACACCAGUACACAUUGCUGCAAUAUGGGGCAAAGUUGACAAUAUGAAGCUGCUGAUAGGAUGCGGAGGAGACCCCUCAAGACUGGACUUAGAUGGGAUAUCUGCGUUUGACUAUGCUGUGCAAGAACAACAGUGGGAGGUGUAUGAUUACCUGCAUAACGUUGUGGACCAAAGUGAUGACUCUCUUGGCUCACAAUGUGCAUAUACAUUAGAUUUAGAACGAAUAUUAGUGACAACAGACCAAAUGGUCGCUGAAUACGAACCGGUAGCUGAAAAUCAAUUAAACAAUGCAUCUGCCAAUAGAAAAUCCGAAAUGAUACGCGAUUGGUGUGACAAAAAUAGUUUAGUUAUCAACAAACUGUAUCCAACUAUACUUGGUGAGACGUACCUUCUUGAAAACGAAUCCGUUCCUUGGAAAGACGGUGAAUUUACAAAAAGCUUAGAAUAUUUAAAUGAAACUGAUGUAACUUUUAAGACGUGCAUGUCUAAAAGAGGCAGCGACGUCGAAAUAAGUGGAAUACACCCACUAGAGCAAACCGUUGAAAAGAGCCAAACCAUUCAAAAUAUUAAACGUAAAGAAAGCAUAUACGAAAACUUCUCCCUUCCCGGUUCACCUAACAGUAUAAUACACAGAAACUAUAAUACAAAAACCAAUUUGAGAAAAGGUAAAAGCUGUACUGACUCAUCCUUUUGUUCGGAGUUAAAUAAGUUGAGUAUCGAUAGAAGUUCAUUGAUGACUGAAGAAUCUAGAACUGAUUUAGACAAAGCUAUUUCCAAAAGUUUAAGCAAAAGCAAGAAUUACAGCAGCGAUGCGUCGAUUUGUUCUGAAUUGAAUAAAUUGACGAUAGACAGGAGUUCAUUGUUGACUGAAGAAUCUAAAGUUGACUUAGAUAGAGCAUUAGUAGUUGUUCAGAACAGGACAAAUGAGUGGUUAUCUAAUUGUAGUAGUGAUGAUGUUAAACCGGGGAAUACAAGAAGAUCUUCGGCCAGUAGCGGAGUGAGCAGUAGUUUUUCUGGGAGUAUAGUGUUAGCGAACGUGCAAGAGGAAUAUAAAUAUGAGGAUAAAGAAGAGGAUGUCGUACUCAUUGAGAAGCGAUUGCUUGUUUCGUCGGUUGUGUUACCUGUAGACGAAGCUACCGAAGCAACAGACCAAACCAUUAUCUCCAUGGCUUCAUCAUUGCCCUCUUCAAUGGAGUAUGACAUAAACACUCUUAGGUUGGAGCUGAAGCGUCUAGGGUUCCAGCCGGGCCCUAUACAAGAGCAUAACAAAACACUGUACCUCAAAAAGCUCAAGAGUUUGAAAAAGAACCCGAUAGUUGUACAUCUUCAUGGCAAAACCUACAGUGUUGAGUUAGAAAAAUCACUUAGAAGUGACGACUGGUUGCGAAAUCCGUCACCUUACAUAGAUCUGGAGAACAAAGCGCGGGCCGACUUCGCGAACCCGGCCAAGAAAUGGAGGGAGGGAAACUCCAAGACCUCAUUCACCUAUCUAUUACUAGACCCCAGGUUGACGGAUAACCUGCCAGCGAAGUGCGCCAAACAGAAACCCUUGGACUCCUGGGUUACGUUUGUUAACUCCAUCUUUUAUGUCGGUAAAGGUAAACGUUCAAGACCCUAUUCUCACUUAUACCAGGCUCUCACACUAUGGAAGAGAGAUUUCAAAACGUCCAGCGACAAAAAAAUCCAACACAUCCUAGACAUAUGGUCGGAUAAAGUAGGCGUUAUAUGUUUACACGUCUUCCAAAACGUGAUACCAGCCGAAGCUUUCACUUACGAGGCGGCAAUGAUUGAUGUCAUAGGUUUGUCGAAUUUGAAAAAUUUAAAGUCCGGAAAUUAUUACGGCGUGGCGUCAUCCUGGCCUCUCAAAGAACGCCGUAUGUUAGGUUUGCAUCUUUUAUACAAAUCCAUGCAAAUAUUUUUCAACGAAGGCGAAAGACAUCUGCGACCUGAGGACAUAGACUGAUGAUAUAUUUAUUGUACAAUAUAAUAUAAUGCUUACCUAGCUAGAAUAGGAUUUUAGUACGGAAAUUCAAAAACUGUCUUAAAAGAUUUUAGUAUUUUCUUCGAGGAGAAGAUUACAUAUUGAAUUUAUUUAUUAUUAGCAUUAUUCAUUAGUUUUUAAUACAAUAAAAAAAAACAUUUGUUAGUGAAAGAUUAAGAUAUUUAUGACAACACGACUCAAAUUUAUCAUGUGGUUAGAGGACAUAGGUUUAUUUAUGUUCGGAAAUUCAAAUUCGUUCGUUUCUUGCUGACUUCGAAUAAAAAAAAAAAAGUCACUCUUUUAAACCAUAAACUAGUAGCUUAUUUUCAUGUUCUAAACGAUUACUGUAUCGUGUUUGAAAAAAUGUUUCAUCUACUUUGUUUUUACAAAAAGAAAAUUAUUCUAGUUUUGUAAGCAUUUAUUUUGAAGUUAAUUUAAACUUUUAACUAAACAAUCCAAUUAUUAUGGAGUCUAUAUGCAAAUAGACCAAAUAUUUUAGAUAUAAUUUUACGUGUCUUGCCAAAUACCAAUCCCCUUUUUGUGUACCUUUAUAAACUGAAAUAGCCAAAGAAAUAACAAUUACUUUUACGUAUUUAACAAUUACCUUGCUUUUAACAUUUUGAUAUUCAAUGUAUUUUUUUUAAUAUUUCUAACAACGAUUAACUUAAUAUUAUAACUAUUGAUUUACUUCUAUUGAUAAUACUAUCAGUAUUCUGAGUCCCAAUGCGAUUUAUUUAAGUGUAAGUUUUAUUUAUUUUAAAUUUCUAUGCAAUUUUUUAAUAUACCAAUCUUAACUUUAGUUUUAGUAUUAUUAACUUUAUUUUUAAGUUACCAUGCAUUUUCUAAAUUUACUUAUAACAAAAUUGUAUUUUUUGUUGGGUACGAGCCGAAUACAGUAUAUUAUAUGCGAUGCUAUUUAACAAUUUAUCGUGUAAAUAACUGGUCAAGUAUAGAAGGAGAAUAACGAUAAGUUAAGUUCUGUUGGCAAAAAAGUUUCUGUGAGAAUAGUUUUGAAUUACGUAAUAUACGUAAAUAAAAACUUUUCUAAACGAUUUUUUUGUAUAUGAUUGAGCUCAGCGGUUUGUUCAAAAUUUUACAAGCAUACUUAUAUCCUUCUUAUCUUGAUUUCUCUAGUAUUUAGACCUAUAAGCUUUAAAAUUGCCACUUUAACCCUUAUUAUUUAAUUUACGUUAUAUUCAUUUUCAAAUAUAAACUGAUAAUUUUAAAAUACAGGACACGAGGGUUAUGACAAUAUUUUGUUUUCACUUUAUUUGUAAAUCAAAUGGCUGUGACAUAAAAACUGCACGAGACAAUAGAAGUUGAUAGUCUUCAGACAGAAUUGUAGAAACUAUUCAAUGACCAGAUAUUUUUUUCAAUCAUUUUAAUCAGUAGGUAGGUUACGACUUAAAAUAAAAACGUGCAGUUUUUUAGAAUUGUUCAUAGUUACGUGACGAGCGAUCAUUGAUUUGAAUGUAUCAUUAAUGUAUGUGAUUCAUAUCCGGCUUGAAGGACCAAAAGUACGCGACGCGUCUUUUAUUGUUUGUGAACGAUAUGCAUACGAAAUUGCUAUUGCCAAAUAAAAUCAUGUGCGUAGAGAGCAUCGCAUUACGAAAUAUACAGAUAUUCGGUUCGCACCGAACAGUGAGAUCUCAAACUAUUUAUAAUUUAUACUUUUUAUUUUUAUUGUACCGUUUUGGUAUUAACUCUAAAAUUAUAAUUUUAACGUUUAAGCUUAAUCUUUACCCAGUGGAGUAGCUAUACGGAACCUCACCCGAAGAAACUACAAAAUUAAGUUACCUAUAAAAUUAAAACGAUCAUGUACUUCGAAUGCGCAAUGCACCAAUUUCAGAUUAGGAAUAAAUUGCUUGUCUAUGACCAUGUUUAUACAUGCUUCAAUGACCUCAUUCUAUAGGUCAAGGAUUUUGGUAAAUUCGUUGCAUGUACAAUUUCUUUAGUUUUGCUUUUGAUGCAAAUUUUCCUCACAUUGAAUAUAUGCAUUGGGUGCUAUCCAACGUAACUACUCCACAUAACCCAUUUACUGUAUGUUCCUAGUCAGUUCAUUUGUAAAGCAUAAAAUCUAUGGCUAUCCUUUAUAAAUUGUACAUUAUUUAGGGCUAUAGAAAAUAAACACAUUUUCAUAAGAAAUAAUUUAUCUUUA